CUAUAAUCCUAGGUUAGCUGCGUAUAUCAGUAUAUAAACAUCAUCCCAUAGCAUAGCAUUACUUCAGCAGUUCCGUGUCUGCAAGGAACCGGAAGAUUAACACCCUCGUCUCCGGUCGAUAUUCCGGCAUAUAUACAGGUCACGGCCGCGGUAUCCGCUUUCAGUGGCGAGGAGGCUGCUGGUAAACGAAGCCAGAGAGCUAAAAUAUUCACAGGCUGUGGACGAUUUUCUCAAAGCUACUAGCUUCAGCAAACCCCGACCUCCAAGCGGGCGAUCCUUAGCAUCUCUGCAUAUCGACAAUGGUGACCGCGGGGAAGAAGACAAAGAAGACCCAUGAGAGCAUAAACAACAGGUUAGCUCUCGUCAUGAAGAGUGGUAAGUUUACACUUGGGUACAAAACCGUUCUCAAGACCCUCAGGAACUCCAAAGGAAAGCUUGUAUUGAUAUCUAACAAUUGCCCACCUCUGAGGAAGUCUGAGAUUGAGUACUAUGCUAUGCUUGCUAAGGUUGGGGUUCAUCAUUACAAUGGAAACAAUGUUGAUCUUGGGACAGCCUGUGGAAAGUAUUUCCGUGUGUCGUGCCUUAGCAUUGUUGAUCCAGGUGAUUCUGACAUCAUCAAGACUCUGCCGGGAGACCAAUAAGAGAUUUACUUAGUGGUGUUAAUCACAUGUCCUCUUUGUUUUGCACUUGUUUUCUCUGAGUUUGAGUCUGAUACUACUGGAUUACAUAUUAAGUGUUACCUAUUUGACUCUAAACGUCGAUGUUUCAAAUUUUGACUCAUUAUUAAAUACUUUGUUUAUAUCCUCCCUUACCUGCCUAGGAAAAGCAUCUAUAAGGUUCUGGUUCUGACUUUUCUUGUUUAGAGAACUGGGAUUUGUUUUGUUGAUACCUGUUUGAACCGGGGACAGCCCUACCCAAAUCUAAUGCUUCUUCCUCUCCCCAAUCACUGCCUUGUUACCCUUAUACACUUCACACCAAUCGCAUAAACAACAAAACCCCCCUCCAUCUAUCCUCACAUUCAUGAAUGGAUCGCCCCAUUUUGCAUCCCUUUCUACAAAUAGCGUUGCUCACACAGAUUACAAUGAAAUUAGACCCAUGUCACCCAUCCUUGUUGAUUUGGGUGGACUUAAUCUCCAAACACUUCUCCACUUUAUUUCUCCCACCCAAUCUGGUAAUCUCAUGUGCCUGCUGGUAUAAUUAUGUUAAUGAUGUUUCCGUUGUAUUCUUUAAUCUGUGCACAAUAAGCCGAUGCUCUGGAUUAAAAUAAUGAAGGAAGCAUGGUUAUGUGCACGGAAAUUGAAUGCCCAGAGUCGUCAUGUCUGCUCCCUUUGAUCCUUCUAAAGGACCUAUGAUUUGGGGGCCUGGAUUAGACUCAUAUUUUACACUUUCAAAUUCAAUUUUUCUAAGUUUUUAAUCACGAUUACUGCUACAAUAGAUUUUAAAUAGCUGUACUUGAAUAUGCAGUAUGAGAAAUUUCCAUUUCAUGGUGGUGGAGAGGCACAUAAACGGAAGCCCCACCAGGCCACCAUCCCAGAUCAAUACCCACGUCAAGGUUCUCGGUUUUGAUCUACGAACUCUUUCGCUGAAUCCGUCAGAUCCGACCAUCAUCUACCGCAAAGUGUAGGACUUGUUCUUGAUGUGGCAUGGAUGAUGAAUCGAUUAGAUGAGUGAGGGGUAUUUACUUCUCUGAACAAACUUAUGAGGCUUAUUGAUAUUCUGACAUGCCAUCAUCCAAACUCAGUAUUUAAUCAGCGAUUAUUCUUUUCAUUCAAAUGACAAGCCUAAUGUUGCAAUUCCUUGAUUGGAAUCCAGAUUGAAGCGGUGGAUUGAGGAAUCUAUCCUUAGGCUAUAACAAUUUUAAAAGCAUACAUAUUCAUUCCUGUAUGUAUGUGUCUACAAAUAGCUCUGAAUCCUUCCUCAAUUUCAUGAGAUUACGCAGUAUUUCUUUUGGAGAUAUGGAUUUGAUUGGGGUGGAUGAAGAAAAAAUCAGACGGAUUCCCUAUGAAUUCAAUCUUGAUCACAACAACCAGCUACUUAUUUUUCUUUUCAACUUAUUUUUGUAAAUUUAUAUAGAAUGGUCUAGUAAUGCCGGCUGUUAAUGUUAUGGUCCAAGUGUAGGAAUAGUUCUUAAUAUGGCAUGGAUGGUGAAUAAUUGAUUAGAUGAGCGAGGGGUAUUUACUUUUGUGAACAAACUUAUGAGGCUUUUGGACAUUCUGACAAUCUGACAAGUCAUCUUCCAAGAAUCCUGUCGUUUUUCCUAACGCUAAACUUGCUAUCUUCCAAGAAUCCAGUUUGGAAGUGCAUAAAAGUAAAACCAGUUAAGAUGCAUUCAAGUAAAACUUGUAAUCAUUAAAAUUAACUUUAGAAGUGCAGUUUAAAAGUGCACUUUAGAUUACAACUCAGAAGUAAAAUUACUUUGCACUGAACCACUUCUAUAAACUGCACAAACGGCAACUUUAGAUUAACAAAGGGGUAUUUUAAAAGAAAGUUUGCAAAUCCUGUUUAGAGUACAAUUUGUAAAACUUGUUUGCAGUUAGAUUACAACCUCA
Molecule: messenger RNA, 2549 nt
Organism: Cuscuta epithymum
Lineage: Eukaryota; Viridiplantae; Streptophyta; Magnoliopsida; Solanales; Convolvulaceae
Source: the annotation of a GenBank genome assembly